Zootoca vivipara (common lizard) is the source of this 13047-nucleotide messenger RNA. It is a transcript of the gene USP31, whose product is annotated as ubiquitin specific peptidase 31. Gene Ontology annotation, molecular function: cysteine-type deubiquitinase activity. Gene Ontology annotation, biological process: protein deubiquitination. The record is from RefSeq and is a predicted model, not a curated record. Lineage: Eukaryota; Metazoa; Chordata; Lepidosauria; Squamata; Lacertidae.
CUCUCCCGCUCCUCUGCCGUCUCUUAGCAGCCACUCCGCAGGGGAAGCAUCUAAUCUGGCCAGGGUCCCCUGUUUAGAGGCACCAAGAGCAGCAGCAGCGCCGGUGCAUCGAGACCUGCAGCACCUAAAAAUAAUCAGCAGAUGCCCUGCUUGCUUUGAAGGCAUGCCACGCUGUGACCUGGGUACUCUUGGCAAAGGUGUCAUUCCCUUGGGUUAGACCUCACAUUUAGACUGUAAGCUCUUUGGGGCAGGGAGGUGCAUUGGUUGUUCUUAGGAAGCUCUGUCACUGGCAUCUAUGGCUUCCAGAGGUGGUGUAUUCCAACUUCACAGGUACAGGUGCUGAGAACUGGCAGUGGAAAAGUGAUACCUUUGUUUAAUUCCUAGUUCAAGUCGUCCCCUUAUGCAACUUAAGAUGCUUCUAUCAAUCAGUAUUGGCAUAGAUGAUUUUCUUUCUUUCUACCUAUAGGCUGGCUGAAAGGAAACCUCUGAGCAGAUGCAGAGUGCCAUUUGUGAUAACUGUAGUUUCCCUUGUGUUCCAGGGGUGAGCUCUGCGGAGUCUUGACUCAUAUUGACUGGCAGUGAAUGAAGAAUAGCAGAAAAUACCUGCUUAGAAUCUCCUUCAGGUGUUAUCUGCAAUUCCUAUUGAGUGAGAUGAGAGAAAUACAGUAGUUCCGUUUACAUCAUUUAAAUACAGUAUGUUACUUGUUAUACCUUCCAUAGGAGGGUAUAAAGUUUGGAGUUGCACAGAGAAUUCUAUCAGACCAAAUAGAUGAGGGGCUACUUCCUAGGAUCAUAGGAGUUGGACUUUCUUUUAAUGGAUUUCUUUUAAUGCUCAGUCAAAAUUUGCUUCUUUGCAGUUUCUACCCAUCAGUUCUAGUCCUGCUUUAUGGAGCAACAAAGAAUGAGUUUGCUCCAUCUUCUUCAUGGCAGAAUGUUAAGGUAUUUAGCACUGGUAUGAUUCUAUGGCGCUGUGGGUUAAACCACAGAGUCUAGGGCAGGCACCCCCAAACUUCGGCCCUCCAGAUGUUUUGGACUACAAUUCCCAUCAUCCCUGACCACUGGUCCUGUUAGCUAGGGAUCAUGGGAGUUGUAGGCCAAAACAUCUGGAGGGCCGCAGUUUGGGGAUGCCUGGUCUAGGGCUUCCUGAUCAGAAGGUCGGCGGUUCGAAUCCCUGCAAUGGGGUGAGCUCCCGUUGCUCGGUCCCAGCUCCUUCCAACCUAGCAGUUCGAAAGCACAUCAAAGUGCAAGUAGAUAAAUAGGGACCGCUCCGGCGGGAAGGUAAACGGCGUUUCCGUGCGCUGCUCUGGUUCGCCAGAAGCAGCUUUGUCAUGCUGGCCACAUGACCCGGAAGCUGUCUGCGGACAAACGCUGGCUCCCUCGGCCUAUAGAGCGAGAUGAGCGCCGCAACCCCAGAGUCGGACACGACUGGACCUGAUGGUCAGGGGCCCCUUUACCUUUACCUUUUAUGAUUCUUAGUUAAACACACGUGUUUCUGGUAGUUUAUAGAUAGUAGCCCUGAUUCCCUCUCUGCAUAGGAACGUUGGAAGCAGCCCAACGCUGAAUUAGGUUAUUGGUUAAUCUCACUCAGUAUUGUCUACACUGAUUGGCAGUGGCUCUUCUGGGUCUAAGGCAGGAGACGUCCCCAGUCGUACCUGGAGAUGCUGGGGAUUGAACUGAAGAGGACCUUCUGCAUGCUAACCAGAUGCUCUGCCACCUAGCUACAACCUUUCCCCAAUGGCACAGCAUCCUCUGCAGGCUUUGGUCUUGCUGUGUAGAGAGAUGUGACUAGUGAGUUAGUUUAUGCCCAAGAUCCCCAAAAACUUGUGUGGAAAGAUAAGUGCAGUGUGUGUGUGUAUCCGAGAGAAAGAGACAUACAUGCUAGUCAGUACUCCUGGCUUAUGAAUAACACCUGAGCAAUGACGCUUCACAGUUGACUCUGAUCAUACUAAGACCCUGCCUAUGACUGUGAUGCCUACUCUGCCUUCUUUUAAUAUUGGGUGAUGGAAAAACUGCAACUUCACACAGUUCUGUUGUCAACAGAGUUUUUUGUUUUUUGGCAAAGGUUGUGGCUGCUUUGUUAACUGAAAUUGGAGGCAAGUAAUUGUAUAGGAACAAUUGAUCUAGUCUUGUUUCCUACUUACUCCUUUGGUAGAUGACAAGCAGUGCAAUCCUAAGCAUGCCUACUCAGAAGUAAACCCUAUUUAAUUCAGUGUGGUUUACUCUUCGUUAAGGAGUUCAGCCUUAGUUAGCAAAGUUCUGGGUUGGAAAAUGGCUGGGCUUGGUCAACAGAUCAGUCAUGUAUUUUCUCUUGAUCUUUUUUUUCAGGGUGGGGGGCUGCUCUUCCACUUUGUACCCUCUGGUCAUGGAUGAGGCUUCCUGGCUGCUCAACAAGGGCUGCUUAGAAUGGACCUUGCUUUCAGGAGCAUCGUUUCCAAGAAUGCCAUGCAGUAUCGAGGGAGCUCACAGCACGAUGCUCAGGAGUUCCUCCUCUGGCUCCUGGACCGAGUUCAUGAGGACCUCAACAACAUAGUGAAGAACAAUGGCAGACCUCUGAAGCCGCCUUUGGAAGAUGAAGUGCUGAUUGAAGGACCCGCAUUUCCAAUCAAUAGCACUUUUGUCCAGGAGCUCUUUCAGGCCCAAUACAGGUCAUCCUUGACGUGUCCUCAUUGCCAGAAGCAGAGUAAUACCUUCGACCCGUUCCUGUGCAUCUCUCUGCCAAUCCCCCUGCCUCACACACGGCCAUUGUACAUCACAGUGGUGUACCGAGGGAAGUGCUCCCACUGCAUGCGCAUCGGGGUGGCUGUGCCUCUGUCUGGAACAGUGGCGCAACUGAGAGAAGCUGUGUCCAGGGAAACCAAAAUCCCCACCAAACAGAUCGUGCUCACUGAGAUGUACUAUGAUGGGUUCCACCGCUCCUUCUCUGACUUGGAUGACCUCGACACAGUGCAGGAGAGUGACUGCAUUUUUGCCUUUGAGACCCCAGAGAUCUACCGAUCUGAGGGGAUCCUAAGCCAGAGAGGAAUCCAUGUGAACAGCAAUCUGAAUCACUUGAAAUAUGGCCUUGACAAUCCUCGGCCAGCUCCGUAUACCCAAGGGAGGCUGGAGAACUCCAAUACCAGGGUGGCAGCAGUAGCAGCAGCGGCAGCAAGUGAUAAGCUGGUGGUGUUGGUUUGCAACCGGGCUUGUACUGGACAGCAGGGGAAGAGAUUUGGCCAGCCCUUUGUGCUCCAUCUGGAGAAGACGAUUCCUUGGGACCUACUGCAGAAGGAGAUUCUGGAGAAGAUGCAGUAUUACCUGCGGCCCUCAGCCUGUGUCCAGGUUUGUCCGUUCAGCUUGCGAGUGGUCAGCGCCGUGGGCAUAACUUACCUGUUACCUCAGGAAGAGCGGCCUCUGUGCCACCUAAUGGUGGAGCGGGCCCUGAAGUCAUGUGGGCAAGGUGGAAAUCCUCACGUGAAGCUGGUUGUGGAGUGGGACAAGGAGACAAAAGACUAUUUGUUCGUCAACACAGAAGAUGAAUAUAUCCCGGAUGCUGAGAGUGUCCGCCAGCAGAGGGAGCUCCACCACCAGCCUCAGUCCUGCACCUUAUCACAGUGUUUCCAGCUCUACACCAAAGAGGAACAGCUGGCCCCGGACGAUGCAUGGCGUUGCCCCCACUGUAAGCAGCUGCAGCAAGGAAGCAUCACGCUGAGCCUUUGGACUUUGCCUGACAUCCUCAUCAUUCACCUGAAGCGCUUUCGACAGGAAGGAGACAGAAGGAUGAAACUUCAGAACAUGGUCAGGUUCCCUCUGAUUGGCCUGGACAUGACGCCGCAUGUGGUCAAGCGAAGCCAGAGCAGCUGGAGCCUGCCGUCUCACUGGUCUCCCUGGAGGCGCCCCUACGGCCUGGGCAGAGACCCAGAAGACUUCGUCUACGACUUGUAUGCUGUGUGCAAUCACCAUGGCACCAUGCAGGGCGGGCACUACACAGCCUAUUGCAAGAACUCCAUUGAUGGCCUGUGGUACUGCUUUGACGACAGUGAGGUUCAGCAGCUGGCUGAGAACGAGGUGUGCAAGCAGACGGCUUACAUCCUCUUCUACCAGAGGCGGACAGCCAUUCCCUCCUGGUCGGCCAACAGCUCUGUGGCAGGCUCCACCAGCUCCUCUUUGUGUGAUCACUGGGUGAGUCGACUCCCAGGCAGCAAGCAGCCCAGCAUUGCCUCUGCGGCCUCCUCCCGGCGCACUUCCCUAGCCUCCCUCUCGGAGUCAGUGGAGCUGAUGGGAGAAAGGAGCGAAGAUGACGCUUCUGCCCCUGGAUCAUCCUUGGCCCUGCAGUGUUCUGCUCAAAGCUGGGAGAGCAGUGAGAAUGUCUCCUGCAGAGUGAACAGCUUCCCAGCACCGUUCCUCAGAGGUGGCUUUUCCACCCGCCCCUUUGUGAGGAGUGUCCAGCGCCAGAGCUUGUCUUCCAGGUCCUCCGUGACCAGCCCCUUGGCCGUGAGUGAGAACGGGAUCCGCCCCUCGUGGUCGCUGUCGGCGAAGCUGCAGAUGCGCUCCAGCUCACCUUCCCGCUUCUCUGGGGACUCUCCGGUUCACAGCUCGGCUUCCACCCUUGAGAGGAUUGGGGAGUCUGCGGACGACAAAGUCUCCACCUCAUGCUUUAGCAGCCUGAGGAGUCUCUCUGGAAGCCACAUUGAGUCCAGUGAGAGCAGUGGCCGACAGGAACACCCCACAGCAGGCAGAGCUCCCCUGGCAGUCAUGGAGGGUGUCUUCAGAGAUGAAGCGCCCGGUCGAAAGCCAGGCUCGAGCGCGGACUCCUACAGCAAGACCCUGUCGCAGGCAGACAGGAACUGCCCUGCCCUGGAUCCUUUCGAUAACAACAACCAGAUCGCUUUUGUUGACCAGAGUGAUUCUGUUGAGAGCUCUCCAGUCAAGGAGGGGAGAAGCUUCAGUGGAAUGUCCAAAGCGGGCAGCAGCCCCCAAAAGGCAGCCCACCCCAAAGACACAUUGGAGUCAGACAGAAGCUCCAGGAAAGGCAGGACAGAUUCCCCAGUGUCCUGCCAACCGGCAGCCCCGCUCCUUCCCUCCAAGAGUUUGCCGAAGGCGUCCCGGACCAGGAGCAAGCUGAACUCUAGCCGGGCUAGUGGACGGCAUGGCUCUCCUGCCCCCUCUGGGCAGGGCAGGAAGGAGGCUGGCUCAAAGGGCCAAGAGGCUGCCAGUAACACCUCUGCUGAGCAUCAGAAGCAAAAAGCUGCUUCCUCCUCUUCCUCCACUGCGACGAGAAGAAACUCCUCGGGGUCGUCUGUGCGGGGGCACAACACCCCCACGAGCAAAAACAGGACUUCGGAGCACAGCCUCAGCAGGGAGGGCUCCAAGCUCAGCCUCAGCUCAGACAAGGCUGGCGUUACCACUGGUUCACGGACGGGCUCCCCGCGGAUCAGCCAGUCGCGGAGCGAGGGCAGGAAACCGGACGGCAAGCACGUGCGCAGCUCCUCCAUGGCCAGCCUACGCUCGCCCACCACAGGCGCCCCCCGUGCCAGCCUGAGGAGGGAUAGCAAGUCGGAAGAAAAGGGGCUUUCUUUCUUCAAGUCCGCCCUGCGCCAGAAGGAAAGCCGGAGGUCAGCCGACCUAGGCAAGACCACUAUGCUCUCGAAAAAGAUGGCGAGCAGCUCCUCCAAAGCUGCCAGCAAGAACUUGCUUGAGGAGAAGCUGGAGAAGAGUGGUGGUGGCGGCAGUCCCUCCCAGCCUCCGAAUGCCCUCCCCUCGAACGCCACCCUGGCUUCUGCAAAAGACAACCCCUCUCCUGCCAAACACUCGCUGCUCACGAACCGCAAAUCCAAGUCUUCCCAGCUGGAGGCCAACCCCCUGCAGUCGCCCAGCAGUGGCAAGCAGGCAGCCGACAAGGCCUUGCGCAAACUUCCUCCCAGCAUGCCCUCCUCUGCACGGCCGCCGCCGGCCUCUUCGAAAUCUCAGUGAUUGGCUGCUGCUGCUGCUACUGCUCCUCCUCCUCCUGCAAUCCAAUUGGGUUGGUUUCCUCCUUUGCUUCUUUUUGUUCAUGUGCCUAACGUGUUUGAAGAAAACUUGACUACUGUUCAAGCGCCUUUCGACUCCGCCAUCGUACCAAAUAACUACAGGCUGCCGCUGCCGCUGGUAUUUUGUAGCGGGCUUGUGGGGGGGAGGGGUGCGCGCCAAAGGACAUUGUCAUCAUCUUCUCUCUUCUCUUCCCUCUGCCUCAACCCCACAGCAGAAUUGCAGUCUGCACAGUAGCCUUCUUGGGGAGUCUUACCACUUUUCUCUCUGAAGAGGGACUCUGGAUUAUGUCAAUGGCCAGCUGUGUCCAUGUUGCAAAGCUACCGCUUCUGUCCCUUGCAGUGUGUGCGUGUCACUGAGCAGGCUGUAGCCUUGCUCUGUGAGCUGCAAAGGGAAACCGUGUGAAAAGCAAGACGAUCACCCUGUUCUGCUGUGUGUCUCUCCUCCCCAGGCAAUGUCUCCUCCCCCACUUCCUCCCCCCCCCCCCGACACCCCAUUUCCCAAGCUUCUUAAAGGGCAAUAUUUCAACGCUAAUGUUGUUUCUCAGGUAAGCGCUCAGCCAGUACUGGAGGGAACAGAAGAUUCUGGGGGAAAGGUGCAUUCUCUCUCAUAGAGGGGUGUGUGUGUACGUCAGAGAAGCCUGCUUUUAAGUGUGUCUGUUUCUGUUUUUUUUCCUCCAUUCCAGCAGAUUUCUGUAUGUUUGGAAUUUUUGUUUUUUUUAAAAAAGUCUGUCCUGCUUGACACUCUUAUCUGUUCGGAGGUGUCUUCUCAUAAGAGGGAGGGACCAAUUGGCAGCCUGGAAACCAGCAGGUUGGGCCUGGAACUUCUGCAGGGUGGAAGGGGGUGGUUCAUGGAAGGGACCCAAAGGGUCUUCUAGUCUGACCUCCUGCCCUGCAGCAAUCACCGCAUCACAGGUUAGGUGGAAGGAGGUUGUGUGUGUGUGUGUGUGAUGAGCAUAUUCUGUAGUCCACAAUGAAGAAUGCUUGACUUCUCUCUCUCUCUCUCUCUCUCUCUCUCUCUCUCUCUCUCUCUCUCUCUCUCUCUCUCUCUCUCUCUCUCUCUCUCUCUCUCUCUCUGGAGAUGUGGAUCAGUUGUUGCUGCAGUCCAUGGUGGAGGAAGGAGGCAUUUAAGCUUUUGUGGGUCCUAGCUGGAACUAGGCUCCUGCUGCCCUUCCUCAAAUCCUUUGGUCCUCCCUCUUCUUGCUCCUCAUCUGCCAUGUGGCUUUGGCAAUGAAUGGCCACUCUGAAGCCUUGGGGGGGGGCACCUUUGUGCCUCACUCUUAGGCGUGCUGUGCAAUGACUCCCUCCAUGCACUCUUCCCUCCCUUCGCUCAUUGCUCUUGUUCCCAUGAUCUUUCAGUGGAUUUUGAGCUUACAGUGCCCACCUGCUUGUUGCCAUUUCUUUUGGCACAGGUUUGGGGAUGCUUUGGCUUUCCAGAUUAUGCUGAGCUGCAACCCCCCUCAGCCCCUGGCAAGUAUGAUUUAACAGCUGGGAUGAUGGAAGUUGUAGUUCAGCAGUUUCUGAAGGCCCAGGGGUUCCCCACAUCUGCUUCUGCCCGAGUUGACUGCCUGCUUGCCUCCUGCAGCCUUCAGCUUGAGCAGGGAACUUUGCAGAGGCGUCACUGACAAGCUGUGCCUUUUGUCUUUUUUAAUGCUGGGUGGCAGAUGGGUUCCUUCCCUUGGCCAUGUCAUCUUACUGAGGCAUGAAGCCUCUGCCUGUUUGGAGGUUUAGUUAACAAGACUUCAGCCCUUGAAUGCAGCAGGUCCUUCCAUGGUUUAUUAUUCCCUUUGCACUGCCUUGGGCCUGUCUUUGUUCGGCUGGAACUGACACUGCCACGGCCCUAAGUGGUAGAUCCAACUACACAGCCAGGUUAUCAUCUCCUCCUCACCUAGGAACAAGGGAUCCUGGGUAUUUGGGUCUGCUUCUAAGUGCCACAGGCAGCCUUGAAACGUGGCAGGUGAGGCAUUUGUCUUAUACCUGGGUUGUGUUUCCAGUUGCUGAGCUGUGAACAGGUAGGCUGCAGCCCCAUGGGAAGUGACACCUGGCAAAACCCCUCCUCACACAGUUUAGCUCCUAUGGGGCAACAACACAUCUCCUCCCCCCCCCUUGUGCCCACCUGUAGGUUAAAACAGGAGCUUUUGUGUGCUCAGCUCUUAGGUUGCCAAGCUCACCCCCUUUGCUUUUAGAUGUUCCUCUUUCUCAAGUGGUGAGGCACUGCAGUUAGAAGAAAAAUGUCUGGUUCCUGGGGAAAGGAUUGUCUUGGGGGUGACCGCAGCAUGUCCCAUUAAACAUGAUGAGAGAUCCAUGGGCACAGGAUGCCUUAGCCCAGCCUUGGCCAAUCUGGCGCUGCUGCUGGGAUAUGAACCUUGACCCCUUCUCCUGCCCCACUGGCAGUGUGUGUGUUGAGUGUGGGGGUGAGUGAUUGCUUUCAUUGCCCUCCUUUUGUCAAAGGGACCUUGCUAAGCUUUGUGGGGUUCCCUCCCCCUUUUUUUGUUCCUUUGGCCUGGGCCACUUCCUUGUGUUGGGCUGGCCGCCAGUUUUUCAUUGGGAAGAGAUAUUCAGCAGACUUCUAGGCCCUUAGCGCUAUCUGUGUUUCUUCUUUUUUUAAAAAAGGACACAAUUUCAUCUCUCUUCAGACAAGUUGGCUUUAGUUCCAGGAGGACCGUGGGAUUAAAUUUAGGCCUCUCCUGACAUGCAGCUCUGCAGUUCUCUUUGGGAGUAGGGGUUGGUGGAGUAACUAAUUCAAGGCUCCCCUGAAUAGGGAGGAAAUUGAGCCCCCUCCCUGGCUCCCCUGCAUACCCAGCUCCAUUCAAUUGGCCCGAAAGCCUGUUUCUUCCUAAUUCCAUGAAUGACACCUAGUCAACCUUCCAGUUGCGGGAAGGUUGAGUUCUGCAUCUCAGAAGGCUUCCUAUCCUUUGGGUCUAGAUUUUUGGAGAGUGUUUAUAAUUAGUAUGCACAUUCUAAGCACAUAUCCGAGGGAUUGUAUUAUAGAGGCACCUUGGACUUCAUGUUGCUUGUACUCGGUGGGCGAGAUGGUGCCAACAGCCGCUCUUUGUAGCCAUGGCAAAGCACCUCACUUUUCGCUUCUGUCUUUUCAGAUGUAUCUAUGGAUCAAUGCGACUGAGUCGGACUAAUCAUUUUAGGUAGAGAGUGAACCUCCAUGCUCCAGACACAUUUAACCUAGUUUUGUAGGCUCUUCUCUGCUUGGCAGUGCUGAAUUUCUUUAGCAUGGUUGGCCACUUAUCUCUCUUGCUCCCACUCCCCAAAAAGCCCACAAUGAAGGUAACAUGCAUGGCCCUUCCCUGUGCCCCUCCCCCCCCAUGCAUGACCAUGUUAACUAUGCAAGCAGCUAAAGCUAAGCUAAACCAGGCUGCCCCUGUCACUGCUGCUGCCCAUCUGAUGCCCACCUAAGCUUGGACUGGAGCUCUCAGCCCACCCCUGGAGCAGCCAAGGGUCCCAGUUUCUGGCACCCACAAUCCUCUCCUUUGUACAGCUCUUUUUGUUUACUGACCUUUUUGGGGAGGGGGUACAGAAGUUACUGUGGAAUAUUUAAAAGGUUGCAGGUGAUUUCUCCCUGUUCUUUCUGAGGGUGCAUUUUUGUUUCCAGACGUGAGCAACCUGCUGUUUUCAAAGGGGCUCCCAGCCAUUUGAGGGAUGCUGCUAGCAGCUGGCAGCCUCUUUUAAGGAGCAGAUUUCUGUGAUGGUAGAAGGGCUCCUUCCCCACCAUAACACAGCUUCUCUGGAGCCAGUUUUUUUGGGGGGGGGGUGAGUGGUGGCAAAGCAGGACUCUCCAGUCCCCUUAGUUUCGUUUUGGUGCAAGGAAGAGCUGGCUGCAGAGCUGGGAAGGUCUGAGAGGAACCUCCUCUGGUUUCUGGGAACGAGGCCCCAGGGAGCUUUGUUGCAAAGAGGGACGUUGCUCCUUAAAUCAGAACCACCCACAGCUCCCAGGCAGCUCCUGCACAGGAGGAGUAAGGGGAGCAAGGGAAAGAGGAGGAGGUUUUUCCACCAUCCUGGAAGCUCUCAUCAGCAGUCAAGGAAGCGUUUUUGUUUCAAAUGCCAGUUCAAAUCAUGUUAAGGGCAAUCCUCUUUUUGGCUUUGCUGUCAUUUGCGUGUUAAUCCGCAGCAACUUGUCGGGGGUCCAACAUUAUCUGCAGAAGCAACUGAAAUUUAGUUCUAAUCUGUGGUGAGAUGGAAGUACUACAUGGCUUUCCUUAAUUAUAAAAAAACACACAAAAAAACCAUAACAAACCAAAAAUCCAUUAGCAUGCAGGGGGUUGGAUUUGACAGAAUGAAGGAUGAAAUGUAAAUUCCAACACCCACUUGUUUUCUUUUUACAAGCAUUAAGCCAACCUGAUUUGAAUGCUGGGUGCUGAAAUGGUUUGAUUGGGCCUAAAAUGAAUUCUCUGCAACACAGCACAUGGGGGCUGGUUGCAAGAGGCAAUUUGGAAAGUCUUCCCUCUUGCCUUUUCUAACUUUUUUUUUUUAACUAAAUGUGGCACUUGCUGCAUUUGCAUCCUGGGCCCCCAGAACUGGAAGUGGUAUCCAGAGAAUUCAUUUCCUCGGCUGCUGCUCACCAGCCGUGCCUCGUCUCACCUUUGGCUAAAACUGAGUCUUCAGUGCCAUUCCAAAAACUGUGAGCCUCAAACACUGGACUCGCUUUCCUGUCUGACAGCUGGAGUUGCAUGUUACAUCACAGGAUGCUUCCUCCUCUCUCCCUCUCGCCCUCUCUCCCUUAUUCCUAUCAAAAAUUUCUAAGUUUUUUUUAAAAACUGUACAGUACUCUGGGAGGGAGGCUGUGUCUCUUCUUGGGGUGGAACCAUUACUAUGUACCAUAAGAGGGUUUUAACUUAUUUGACGGCAAGUGCAUGAGACUGUGUCAAUGCCUUUUAUUUAUUUGUAUGCACUUUUAAUAUGCAGAAUUUAUAUUUUUAUGUUUUAAAAAAUCAUUUCCUGUCAGGAAGAAGAGUUUGGAUACAAGGUAUUGGAUGAUUUAAAAGUGGGAAAAUGUAAUAAAGUACAAUAAAUUUAUUACAGGGCAUUGCCUGAAUGUGUUUUUUUCUCCACCAGAUCUUGUAGCACCUUCUCUCUGAGCAGAGGAGGCUGCCAUAUCAGACCACUGGCCCAUCUGGUCUGCACUGAUGGGCAACAGUGGCUCUCCAGGGUUUCAGGCUGGGUAUCACUGGAGACACAAGGGACUGAGACUGCUGGGAUGUCAUGGAUGCAGAGGAAUGGUGGGAGGCACUAGCUGGGGAACCCCCCCCCACUGCGUGUGGUAUAUUUGGGGGGUGGGGUGGCGGCCAAGCUGGGUGGGUAGACAUGUUGGUAAACACUUUUAACAAUCACACCAUUUCUAUGGUUCUCUUAAGCCUGAGCCUCUUCCUUGCCGCCAGAUGGCGCCCAUGGCUUUGUGCCACCACUAGAGAUGGAGAGAUGAUUCUCCUAAGUGUUGGCUGGCUAGCUGGCUGUCUACCAGGCCAGGAAUUGUACAUUGAGCUAGAGCUGGCUGUAGCAGAUAGGAAUCAAAGUCCAACAACAAAUGGAGAGCCACAGUUCAGGAUGAGUUGAGGGAAUAAUGCAAGAAGAAAAGAGGUCUGAGUGGGGCCCACUUUCCUGCCAAUAGAAGGAAGCUGCCAACUGGUGCACCCACUCAUAGAAUCAUAGAAUUGUAGAGCUGAAAGGGUCACCUAAUUGAACCCCCUGCAAUGCAGGAAUCGCAGCUAACAAAUCCCUCACUCGUAGCUUUCCAAGCAUCUUCCCAGAAGAGACCUUUCCUGGUGUGCCAAGCUUAUGCAGUGUGGGAUGGGGCUGGAUAUUAUUGAUUUCUUUGUUUUUUCCUCAUUUAUAUUACACCUUUUUCUUCAAGGAGCUCAAGGUGGCAUACAUAGUUCUCCCCUCUCCAUUUUAUCCUUGCAGCAACCCUGCGAGGUAGACUGCGAAGUGACUGGCCUUCAAGGUCACCCAGAGAGCUUCAUGGCCAAGUGGAGAUUCCAACCCUGGUGUCCCAGGUCCCUCGUCCAAUACCCUUGACUGCUGCACCACACAGGCAUGCAGUGGAGUCCAUGCAAACCAUAGCACCCACCCACAGCGGGCAAGAGCAAAGCUAUGGCCAAACUUGUUAUGGGACACACUUCCUUUCUAAGCUCUGUGAGCUCUGCAAUGCUUUUAUCCCACCCCAAAAGUUUACCUCCAGCAGUAUAUGGGGCGAAUGGGGCAGUGGAAUUUGCUGCCAAGGAGUGUGGUGGAGUCUCAUUCUUCAGAGGUCUUUAAGCAGAGGCUUGACAGCCAUCUGUCAGGACUGCUUUGAUGGUGUUUCCUGCUUGGCAGAGGGUUGGACUGGAUGGCCAUGGUGGUCUCUUCCAACUCUAUGAUUCUAUGUGCAAAACAUCUGGAGGGUACCAGAUUGCUGAAGGCUGUCUUGCAGGUUUCAUAGGUGGUCCCAAGGGCCCACCGUUGUCUGAAUCUUUUAAGUAUCCAGCCAUGUGGUGGUAGUGAUGAAACAAUUUCCAUGCUGGCUUCUGAGUCAAGCCAGGAGUAAAGGCAAGGCAAGUGAAUGGGUGGCUUUAGGGCAGUGAAGUGGGAGACUGAUCUAAGCUGUGAGAUGUUGUCUGCUUGGAAUGAACAGAAGUUGUGGAAGAGGGUGGAUGUAUUUAUUGCUCUGGCCCAUCUUUUGAUUUCAACCAGAAGGAGCAUUCGGGGUGACUGUACUGCAUAUUAAUUAGUGGAGAAAAAGAGGGUGCCGUGUAAUUUCUUUACUGCUGUUACAUAGGCCAGGGUACAAAUGUUACAUUAAGGAUGAUGCUGAUGUGUUCUGGUGCCCAGGGCAGGAAAUUAACAUGGCAUCCUCUUCUCCGGGUAUAUGAUUAAUAUAGAGCACAGACUCUGAGCCCUCCCCCUCCACUGACCCAUUGGCCAUCACAGUGGGUGAGGGUGGGCAGCUUCCUCUCUCCUGAAAAUUACAUAGAGCUAAAAAGGGAAGUUGGAAGAGUGACCCUCCUUCCCGUUUCCUCUUUCAACCCCUUUGGCUUUUCAAGGCUCAAAUUACUUC